Molecule: messenger RNA, 532 nt
Organism: Eurytemora carolleeae
Lineage: Eukaryota; Metazoa; Arthropoda; Copepoda; Calanoida; Temoridae
Gene: RpS30
Product: ubiquitin-like protein FUBI
Exons: 5
Coding region: 41-433 (130 amino acids)
Biological process (GO): translation
Cellular component (GO): ribosome; cytosolic small ribosomal subunit
Molecular function (GO): protein binding; structural constituent of ribosome
Source: RefSeq, a predicted model, not a curated record
UGUUGCAGAGAGAUUUUAUUUUGUAUUUCAGAAGUCCAUUAUGCAGUUGAUUGUUCGCUCGCAAGCUACCCACGUCCUAGACGUGAGCCCCGACGCUAAUGUCGAGGUUCUGAGGUCCCAGCUGGCCCUCCUCGAGGGAGUUGAGCCAGAGAUGCUCAACCUCUUCUGCUGCGGUUCCCCCCUGGAGAAUGAGAUGAGCCUCAGCGCUCUUGAGAACCAGGCUGUUGACCUCACCAUCCCCCUGAGAGGAGGAAAGGUUCACGGAUCCUUGGCUCGUGCUGGUAAAGUUAGGGGACAGACUCCCAAGGUUGAGGCCGGAGAGAAGAAGAAGAAGAAGACUGGCCGUGCCAAGAGGAGGAUCCAGUACAAUAGAAGGUUCGUGAACGUUGUCGAGACCUUUGGACGUAAGAAGGGACCUAACUCCAACUCCUAAACUUGUAUUGUGUCGACCCAUCUUUAAAUCAUUUAUCUCGACCUCAUGAGGUCAAGAUAAGUGUCUGCCAACCUUGACCCCAUCUCUUGGUUUCAGAAA